Aspergillus wentii DTO 134E9 is the source of this 1287-nucleotide messenger RNA. RefSeq names its product zinc-dependent alcohol dehydrogenase. The record is from RefSeq and is a predicted model, not a curated record. The transcript is spliced from 5 exons. The coding region runs from base 1 to 1287 and encodes 428 amino acids. NCBI's taxonomy places the organism in Eukaryota, Fungi, Ascomycota, Eurotiomycetes, Eurotiales, Aspergillaceae.
AUGGCCUCCAUCACGACUGAUAUCGCCAACUACGAAAGCACUGGGGAUCCACAACAUCAAAUGAAGGCAUUGACCUGGCAAGGAAAGAAUUCAAUCAAACUUGUUGAAACUGCCAGGCCUAAAAUCGUUGACGAACAAGAUGUGAUUGUUAAGAUAACGGGCACUACUAUUUGUGGGAGUGACCUGCAUCUGCUUCAUGGAGCCAUUCCGGAACUUCAAAAAGGUGACAUUCUGGGCCAUGAAUUCUGUGGCGUCGUGGAUACCGUGGGUCCAGCCACAGCAAAGCUCAAGCCAGGGGAUCGCGUAGUCGCAUCAUUUCAAAUUGGAUGUGGAAAAUGUUUUUACUGCCAAAGGAGGCUGUCUUCAAUGUGUGAGCGGACUAAUUCGAGCCAGUCUGCAAGCUCACUGUAUGGCCGUCGAACAGCAGGCAUGUUUGGAUAUUCCCAUUUCACCGGUGGCUUUGCUGGCGGACAGGCAGAAUUUGUCCGUGUGCCAUAUGGCGAUGUUAACCUCCUGCCUUUACCUGAUGAUGUUCCCGACGAAAAGGGGCUUUUUCUAUCCGAUGUAUUGCCAACUGCCUGGAACGCAGUGGUAGACACUGGCGUCCAGCAGGGAGACACGGUGGCUAUCUGGGGUGCCGGGCCCAUCGGUCAGAUGGUCGCUGAAUUCAGCUUCUACCAUGGCGCAAGCCGUGUUAUCAUCAUCGACGGUGGAAACGGACAAUGGAGACUGAAAUAUGUUCCUUCCAUUGUCAAGGAUGUGGAGACAAUCGACUAUACAAGACUUCCUAAAGGGGAAUCUGUUUCCUCAACCCUUAAGAAGAUGUGUGAUGGACGUGGGCCUGAUGUGGCGAUUGAAUGUGCGGCUGGGGAGUAUUCAAAAGGCUGGGCUCAUUACUUUCAGACAUUACUGGGCAUGGAAACAGACACUCCUGAGCUGGUCAAUGAGAUGAUUACCUCGGUGCGAGGGUUUGGUCGAUGCGGUGUGACUGGCGUCUAUGCAGGAUUUUGCAAUCACUUCAACAUCGGGUCUCUGAUGCAAACCGGGAUUCGACUUAUUGGCAAUGGACAAGCACCGGUGCAUCUAUAUUGGGAGCAGCUCCUGAAGCUGAUCCAAGAGGAUAAGAUUCAUCCACUGCAUAUGGUCAGCCAUCGUUUCCGACUGGAGGACAUGGAGAAGACAUAUGACUUGUUCAACAAGCGUGAAUAUGGAAUACAAAAGAUCUUUGUAGAGACAAGAUUCUCUGCGCCCCCGGCCCAUGGAUCGCCCAAUUUGACAGAGCUCUGA